AAAGAGAUUGGAAUUACUCGCUCGUACCAAAUUAAACUAAAUUAAAAACUCGUUUUGUGGGCCAUACAUCAUCCAAAAUUGGCACUUCUGUGUGGGCCGCACAACUUUUCCUUGUGGGCGCAUUUGGCCCGCAGGUUGCACACCCAUGCUUUAAACCAGCGGUGUGCAAACUGUGGCCCGUGGGCCAAAUGCGGCCCGCAAGGUAAUAUUGUGCGGCCCGCGGAGAAGUGCCAAUUUUGAAUGGUGCGCCCGCGAAACGAGUUUUUAGUUUGAUUAUUUUGGCACGUGCGAGCAAUUACAAUCACUUUGCGUGGCAAAGCUUGUACCAGUACGCGAUUGCCACAGCCAUAUUAGCAAAACUAGCGAAAACAAUUUUUGUGCCUGAAACUACUAUAAAUUAUAUCUUAAAUAAAAGUGCGGCCCGUGGCUUCACCCAAAUACUUGAAUCUGGCCCUUCUGUAAUAAAGGUUGCACACCCCUGCUUUGAACCACCAGAACAUCAUGUCCAUAAUGCUUGUGAUGUAUUGUAGCCAAAAAAGAAUCUCUCUUUUUAAAUGCAUGUUUGGAGUAUUAUUAUUUUGUCAAUCUGGACUGUUGAAGGUUUUCGGUAAUAUUGCUUGACUUCAUUUACUUUAACAAUUGCACUAAUACUCUACUCUUAUCAAUAUUUUCACAGGUUUUAGGUCGCUAGUUAAUUGUAAUUACUUAUUGUUAAAAUGGUUGAUUUACUUCAGGUAGACAAAGUUCAAUAUGUUUGGAAUGAAGAGACUGGAGAGAAGCUACCGUUAUGUUACUUAUAUUUCUGCAAAUAUUGUCUCGAUAUUCGUUCUGCUGAUAACCUGCACCACGAGGUCGAUUCCCAUUUCUGUUCUCAGUCACUGGAUGGUGUACCGAGCACUGAAGCAGUUUUGAAGAAAAAUAAAUCUACUAAUUGUUGGCAAUGUCCUGCUUGUCCGCAUACUUUAUCCACAAGGGCUACUACACUGCUGAUUCCAGACCCUGAUGACCCUUCUAAGCAGUUGUCUAAGAAAUCUUACUACCAGACUUGUUCGUUUUGUCGCUGGAUAUCCAGAGAUGUCGGAAUUGAAGAUAAAAUAUCAGCAAGUGGGGGUUGGAUUGAAAAAGAGCCUCCAAAUUUAGGUAGAAUCAAUGAAGUAAUGGAAUAUUAUAAAUAUAUUGCACAAAAAGAAGCCCAAGACAAUAAGAAUGCUAAAAAACGUGGAUAUAAAACUCUGACCAUGCAGUUACAGCAACGUUAUGGCAGCACAAAAACUGGUCGAAAACCCCAUCCAGCAAGCCCGAUGAAUGCCGUCAUGUCACGCAUGAAAGAACAUCAAGAACUAAAAGAAGUUAAAAUCGUUCCUUCCUCGACAUUUUCGAUCCAAGAUGUCGAACCCCUGUCAGAAGAUACGUACUCCAAGCAAAUUGAUUUCACAAAAGUUUCUUCAAUUGAAAAACGGAUAAGUCAGCCUGACCAUCAACCAAUCAGAGUUGAAGAUUAUUAUCCGAAGCGAUCUACUAUGUUCAUAAAGCGUUCGUUACGUUGCAAACAAUGCGAGCAUAAUUUAAUCAAACCUGAAUAUCAUCCUUCGUCAAUUAAAUUCAAAAUGCAGCUCGUUGCUAUCCACUACAUACCUGAGAUUCGAUUUCACUCUCAGCCAGAGUUGAAGCCAGGAGAGAGAGUUCGAGUAACUUUCGUUGUUAUCAAUCGUACUGACAACACGUCUCAUGUUACAUUGACGCCAUUGGUUGCUGAAAAUUUGAAUUAUCCAAUUGGAAACUCAAAAUGUGAUUUGCCACAACAAGAAUUAGUAGUUGCACCAUUUCAAGAAGCGGAAUUCGAUGCUGUCGAAGACCCAAACAAAUCUAAAGAUGAUCCCGAUGUCAUAGCUUUCAGACAAGCAAACAAAUUGGGAUUUUAUAUUUGGUGCACACCUGAUCCAGAUUUGAAAGAAGGUGAUGAUGUUUGGAUUUCUUUUUCGAUGAAGUACGAUCAUCAUAGCAAUGUUGCUUUUCUGCUUCAACAAGCAAUUGAUUCUUCUGCAGAGCCCGAAAUCAACUGGCUUUGUCACAGAGUAUUUGUCAACUUGGGAAAGAUUUAACGAUUGUUUUAUGCUUUAUAUUUGCAUGGAUGUACUAGUGUUUGAUGUAAUGUGAUGGAUGUUUCCCCGACCCGUGACACCAGAAAAAUUUUCCCUCUACUUUACUAUUGCAAGUUUUGGACGCCUAUUUUGCGAGUGUUUUGAAGAGUUAUUAACACUUACAAACUGAUACAAACGAGGCAAUGUUUACAACCUUGCUCAAAAACCUCUUUAAAUCAACUGCUGCAAAAAAUUCCAAUAGUACAUCAUUAUUGACCUUUUGCUGAUUGGUCAUUGUUACG
Molecule: messenger RNA, 2383 nt
Organism: Styela clava
Lineage: Eukaryota; Metazoa; Chordata; Ascidiacea; Stolidobranchia; Styelidae
Product: dynactin subunit 4-like
Cellular component (GO): dynactin complex
Source: RefSeq, a predicted model, not a curated record